GUCUGCAGUCAACGGUUAUCAGAAAAGGUCCUAUAUAAAGGCAAACGGAAUCGGUUUCAAAACAUCAGUUCCACUUUAGAACAGAACAACUUCAAGUCUACCCAAAAAACAACCAUGAAUAAGUUCAUCGUUUUGGCCACUUUGAUCGCCGCGGCUGUUGCUGCUGACAUUUACCCCAAGCCCUCUUACCCGGCCCCAGCUGCAGCUGCCGGUUACGCCAAACCCGCUGAAGAAUACCCACCGAUGCCGUACAGCUUCGACUGGGCUGUCAAGGAUGACGAGAGCAAGAACGACUACGCUCACCAGGAGGCCAGCGACGGCAAAGUCGUCACCGGAUCUUACCGCGUUGUCCUUCCCGAUGGCCGCACCCAAAUCGUCACCUACAAAGCCGACGAGAACGGAUACGUCGCCGACGUCAAGUACGAGGGAGAAGCCAAAUACCCCGCACCCGAAUCAUACAACAACAAGCCAGCCCCGAAAUAUUAAGUUAAACCCAUCAAAUUUUCAGCAGAAUUCUGCUCAUUCAACUCAACAAAUUGGCGUUUGAACAAAAUCCCCUUAUCCUCUCACUUUCGAAAUUCGAAUUAUGAAUUUGAACCGCAUUUCUUCCAUUUCUGUUUGAGCUUUGUAAUUUAUUUUUUUUCCCCCAACAUAUAUGUAUGACACUUUGUUGCGAAUACAUAAUCGUAGAUUAUAUCAUAA
Messenger RNA from Daphnia pulicaria, 702 nucleotides. Its product is annotated as pro-resilin-like. NCBI's taxonomy places the organism in Eukaryota, Metazoa, Arthropoda, Branchiopoda, Diplostraca, Daphniidae. The coding region runs from base 115 to 486 and encodes 123 amino acids. Gene Ontology annotation, cellular component: extracellular matrix. The transcript has 3 exons. The record is from RefSeq and is a predicted model, not a curated record.